Molecule: messenger RNA, 2048 nt
Organism: Aspergillus wentii DTO 134E9
Lineage: Eukaryota; Fungi; Ascomycota; Eurotiomycetes; Eurotiales; Aspergillaceae
Product: GMC family oxidoreductase
Exons: 1
Coding region: 33-1694 (553 amino acids)
Molecular function (GO): flavin adenine dinucleotide binding; oxidoreductase activity, acting on CH-OH group of donors
Source: RefSeq, a predicted model, not a curated record
CUCGGCGUAGAAUCAUUGAAUUGCCCUAUACAAUGUCUGGCACCGACUACAUCAUCAUCGGCGGCGGUCUUGCCGGCUGCGCACUCGCCGGUCGAUUGUACGAGAAGGACAGCUCUCUUCAGAUCCUCAUCAUCGAAGCGGGUUCGAAUGUGGUCGAUCAUCCGCUCACGAGCUCCCCUCUCGCUUGCUUCGGGGCCCAUUAUUCUCCACUAGAUUGGGCGUAUACCACCGUCCCUCAGACUAAUCUCGAUGGACGCCAAUGCUAUAACAGCGCCGGGAAAGCGCUGGGGGGCAGCUCCGCGACAAACUACGGGACAUGGACACGUGGUAAUGCGGUCGACUAUGACCUCUGGGCUAAGAUAGUGGGCGACGAGAGCUGGAGUUAUGAAGGGCUUCUGCCAUACUUUAAGAAAACUGAGACGCACUUCAACCCAAAUGUCGAUCGAAGUGUUCAUGGCGUUAAUGGUCCGAUUCAUAAUGCCUCUGUCUCGUCUAGCAGUUCUGAGCGCAAUUAUCCGUUGAAAGAACCGGUGAAGAAUGCCUGGGCCAGAUUGGGAGUAAAUCAUAUCAAGGACGGAAAUGCAGGAUCGCCGAUGGGCUUAACUGAAUUGGUGGAGAAUUGGCGGGGAGGGCAACGUCAACUGUCCAGCGAGGCUUAUGGCAUCUCUUCCAAGCCUGGAAUUUCGGUUCUUACAGAGACGAUGGUGGGGCGUGUUCUUGUCGAAGAGCGUGAUGGCAAAAUAGUAGCCACCGGAGUGGAGGUGGCAGACGGCCAGAAAUUCUUCGCCUCGAAAGAAGUCAUUGUUUCAGCUGGGGCGUAUCGUACGCCUCAGAUCUUGAUGCUCUCCGGUAUUGGACCGGCUGAAGAGCUCGCCAAACAUGAUAUCCCGCUGGUCUUGGAUUCUCCUCAGGUCGGCCGCAACUUGCACGAUCACUUUUCCUUCAAUCAGUGGUGGAAGCUUCGGCACCCAGAAGCUGGUUUAUCGAUCGGUACUCCGUUAUGGAAUAGCCCAGCAUAUGGACUUGGACUUCCCUGUGAUUGGAAUGUCACGAUCCAAACACCACACAAUGAGCUGGUUCAAGCACUGAAGGCGGACGGCCAGACAACGGAUCUCGAGAGCCAUCCGUAUCUGGCUCCGGACUUCUGCCACUCAGAAACCAUCGUGGUGUAUGCUCCCGCCGGGGCAAUGAUUGCCGGCGUUGACAUCCCCAUGGAUGGCACACACAUUGCCACCGCGGUGCUGGGGAUGGUUCCGACUUCUCGGGGCCACAUCACGCUGGCGUCUAACGAUCCAAUGACCCCACCCCUUAUUGACCCGAACUACUACGCCACCGAAGUCGAUCGUGCUGUGCUUCGAGCUGGUAUCCGACAAGUCACGAGACUUCUUACCGACACGCCUGAGGGGAAGGAAAUUGUUGAAUGUGAAGUUCCACGUCCUGGGUGUGAACCUUUCCGGGCCGAUUCCACAGACGAGGAGAUCGAUUCUGUAGUGAAACGUGGAGGCAACACUUUCUAUCAUCCAGCAGGGUCAGCAGCGAUGGGCAAGGUCGUGGAUACAAACCUACGGGUGAAGGGCGUCGAGAGACUGAGGGUAGUGGAUGCCAGUGUUUUGCCUUUGUCUGUGACUGGUCACUAUCAGGCAGUCGUGUAUGCCAUUGCUGAGAAGGCGGCGGACCUUAUAUCAGCUAGGUAGUCAUGUUCAUUAGUUCUUUUUCAUUCGUCGAAUAUGUCGAAUUGAUUUGUUUUUCUCACGACUUCCUGGAGAUCUUAGGUGGUCAGGUGAUAUCCCAAAUAGGCCAGUUCUGAUGCCUGUUCGCAGCCUCAGGCUUCAAGGCUGGAAACCAUCAAACAUCGCGUUUUUGAGUGAUUUCUGGCGUGUAGAUACAAAAAGAAAGAAUAAAUACAUGGCUGUCAGACCGCAUGUCUGUGGCUUGUUGAUUGACUUUUAGCUCUGCCAGAAGGAAGUCAGCAGAGCCCUCGUGGCAUUCACUGCCCUAUACCGAUAUCCUUUCUUCUUUCUGUUCCCCUGUCUCUCGGCGCUAUAUUC